UGUACGAUUAUGUGUUAAAAUUAUUAAACAAUAUGAAUGCAACAAUAACAACAGCUACAGCAAUAUUAAGCAAUAAUGCAGAGACAACACCAACAUCUCCAGAGUUCUCUAAUAGUUCCACGAUAUUGCCACCGACUAAAUAUGCUCAACUGAAUUCAUUCAAUUCCAGCGUUAAGACUUUCUUCAAUAAGACGAUAGCAAAAGUAGCUACGACUAAUCUGAGCGAUUACACGGCGCAAUAUUCCUUACCGCCUUUAAUUUCCAGCGAUGGCGCUGCAGCAACGGCAGCAGAUGUGGCAGCCACUUUAAUGCCACCGACGCGUCAUAUUGCGUCGAGCACCUUUCCCACUCAAACUGUGGCCACAUUCAUUGCAGGAAAUAAAAAUCGUGCUACAACGAUCAUAGUGUAUCCUACAGUUUCACCAGAGUCCAUUGUGAUACCAAUAGUUUCCUGUAUAUUUGGUUUUCCAAUUUUGGCAUUAAUUGUCAUUUGCUGCCUGCGAAGACGCGCUAAAUUGGCACGUGAACGAGAUAGACGUCGGAACUAUGACAUGCAGGACCAUGCAGUCAGCCUGGUCAGAUUUAGUCCAAUACAUAGGCUUAAUUACCGAUCGUCGCGAGCUAUCAGUUUACGUCCUGAACGAAGUAUGAGCCAAGGUUUCACCUCACUCGAACUAGACACAGUUAUGGAGGAACGUUGUAGUGAUAUAGAACAAACACAAACCGAAAUAAUAAAUGCCGAAUCACCAAUGGAAUCCAUAUCUUACAAAGCUUCAUUCUCAAGCUAACACUUGGCUCAAAAUCUACAAAAA
Molecule: messenger RNA, 812 nt
Organism: Teleopsis dalmanni
Lineage: Eukaryota; Metazoa; Arthropoda; Insecta; Diptera; Diopsidae
Exons: 3
Coding region: 33-788 (251 amino acids)
Source: RefSeq, a predicted model, not a curated record